Rhinopithecus roxellana (golden snub-nosed monkey) is the source of this 2580-nucleotide messenger RNA. RefSeq names its product DAB adaptor protein 1 (gene DAB1). NCBI's taxonomy places the organism in Eukaryota, Metazoa, Chordata, Mammalia, Primates, Cercopithecidae. The transcript is spliced from 17 exons. The record is from RefSeq and is a predicted model, not a curated record. The coding region runs from base 674 to 2341 and encodes 555 amino acids. Gene Ontology annotation, biological process: lateral motor column neuron migration; ventral spinal cord development.
AUAAGGUAUGAAAGAUGUGGCCUGCAGAGAGCCGGCACUAUCUCGACUGCUGCUGCUGCUGCUGCUUCUGCUGUUGCUGCCGCUGCCUCAGCUGCUACCGCCACUACUGCUGCCAGCUGAGCUGCUGGGAGUGAGCAUCCCCUCUCCGGGAUACCCAGCUCCGGGGCAUCUCCCGCGCGCCCUGGCCCCACACGGACCUGCCAGCCCCAGGGAACAAAAGCGGAGCCCGCUCGCCCUCUUCUGCAGCCGGAGGAUGAGUCGAGAGGGCUGAGCGGAGAGUGUGGUCCUCGGCGACUGGAGCUAUUUCCUUGGCUUCUCUCCAUGACGAUUCCUGACUUGUGGCCCUGGCAGUCUUGGGAAGACAUCAUCCAGCUUCUUCAAUCCAGACCCUGGGCCCCUCCUUUCCCCAGGAUUGCCCCCACCCAGCCUGGACACAUUGACUGAACUGUUUUCUAGGACACUGCACUCAGGAAGACAUGGUGGUGAGCCCUGACUCUCAGUCUUCAUGAUUGAAGAACUCUUUUGCACAACACAAGGCACUCAAAAAGAGUGAAUGAAAUGUGCAGCUCAGAGUGUCAUUUCUGAAGGGAGGAGUCUUUCUCUUGGAGAAGAGUCCUCAAUGAGCCUGGCCAAGGCCCGAGAUCUGUGUGAAGUGGACUAAGGAUUAAGUAGGAUGUCAACUGAGACAGAACUUCAAGUAGCUGUGAAAACCAGCGCCAAGAAAGACUCCAGAAAGAAAGGUCAGGAUCGCAGUGAAGCCACUUUGAUAAAGAGGUUUAAAGGUGAAGGGGUCCGGUACAAAGCCAAAUUGAUCGGGAUUGAUGAAGUUUCCGCAGCUCGGGGAGACAAGUUAUGUCAGGAUUCCAUGAUGAAACUGAAGGGCGUUGUUGCUGGCGCUCGUUCCAAAGGAGAACACAAACAGAAAAUCUUUUUAACCAUCUCCUUUGGAGGAAUCAAAAUCUUUGAUGAGAAGACAGGGGCCCUUCAGCAUCAUCAUGCUGUUCAUGAAAUAUCCUACAUUGCAAAGGACAUUACAGAUCACCGGGCCUUUGGAUAUGUUUGUGGGAAGGAAGGGAAUCACAGAUUUGUGGCCAUAAAAACAGCCCAGGCGGCUGAACCUGUUAUUCUGGACUUGAGAGAUCUCUUUCAACUCAUUUAUGAAUUGAAGCAAAGAGAAGAAUUAGAAAAAAAGGCACAAAAGGAUAAGCAGUGUGAACAAGCUGUGUACCAGACAAUAUUGGAAGAGGAUGUUGAAGAUCCUGUGUACCAGUACAUUGUGUUUGAGGCUGGACACGAGCCAAUCCGUGAUCCCGAAACGGAAGAAAACAUUUAUCAGGUUCCCACCAGCCAAAAGAAGGAAGGUGUUUAUGAUGUGCCAAAAAGUCAACCUGUAAGUGCUGUGACCCAGUUAGAACUUUUUGGGGACAUGUCCACACCCCCUGAUAUAACCUCUCCCCCCACUCCUGCAACUCCAGGUGAUGCCUUUAUCCCAUCUUCAUCUCAGACCCUUCCAGCGAGUGCAGAUGUGUUUGGUUCUGUACCUUUCAGCACUGCUGCUGUACCCUCAGGUUACGUUGCAAUGGGCGCUGUCCUCCCGUCCUUCUGGGGCCAGCAGCCCCUCGUCCAACAGCAGAUGGUCAUGGGUGCCCAGCCACCAGUCGCUCAGGUGAUGCCGGGGGCUCAGCCCAUCGCAUGGGGCCAGCCGGGUCUCUUUCCUGCCACUCAGCAGCCCUGGCCAACUGUGGCCGGGCAGUUUCCGCCAGCCGCCUUCAUGCCCACACAAACUGUUAUGCCUUUGCCAGCUGCCAUGUUCCAAGGUCCCCUCACCCCCCUUGCCACCGUCCCAGGCACGAGUGACUCCACCAGGUCAAGUCCACAGACCGACAAGCCCAGGCAGAAAAUGGGGAAAGAAACGUUUAAGGAUUUCCAGAUGGCCCAGCCUCCACCCGUGCCCUCCCGCAAACCCGACCAGCCCUCCCUCACCUGUACCUCAGAGGCCUUCUCCAGUUACUUCAACAAAGUCGGGGUGGCACAGGAUACAGACGACUGUGAUGACUUUGACAUCUCCCAGUUGAAUUUGACCCCUGUGACUUCUACCACACCAUCGACCAACUCACCUCCAACCCCAGCCCCUAGACAGAGCUCUCCAUCCAAAUCAUCUGCAUCCCAUGCCAGUGAUCCUACCACAGAUGACAUCUUCGAAGAGGGCUUUGAAAGUCCCAGCAAAAGCGAAGAGCAAGAAGCUCCUGAUGGAUCACAGGCCUCAUCCAACAGUGAUCCAUUUGGUGAGCCCAGUGGGGAGCCCAGUGGUGAUAAUAUAAGUCCACAGGCCGGUAGCUAGAUAGCGCAGGUCUGGGAGCCGGAGCCUCUCUACGCGCAGAUCAACAGACCUAAGAAAUAGCAUCGAUGCGAGCUCGUGGUGGGUGCUCAAGACUGGCAUGGACAUCAGCAUCAUGACAGGCUCUCUUGUAUUCUUUCACCUCAUCCCACAAGAAAUUCAUGAUUGCCCAAUGGAACUCGCUCAGAAGAGGGAACUAAGCGUUUUUGGCAACCAAUGGCAGAUAUCUAUGGCAGCACACA